This is a messenger RNA of Nothoprocta perdicaria, 1675 nucleotides long. It is a transcript of the gene SYNC, whose product is annotated as syncoilin, intermediate filament protein. Gene Ontology annotation, cellular component: intermediate filament. NCBI's taxonomy places the organism in Eukaryota, Metazoa, Chordata, Aves, Tinamiformes, Tinamidae. The record is from RefSeq and is a predicted model, not a curated record. The transcript has 3 exons. The coding region runs from base 2 to 1234 and encodes 410 amino acids.
GAUGGAUGAAGAUGCAACGGAGAUCCCAUGGGAGACAGAUGCACAUGGCGAAGGGAUCCUGUGGGAAGUGGAUGCAUAUGGAGAAGCAAUCCCAUGGGAAGUGGAUGCAGAAGGAGAAGGGAUCCCAUGGGCAGUGGAUGCAGAUGGAGAAGGGAUCCUGCUGGAUGUAGAUGCAGACGAGGCAGACAUCCCAUGGGAAGUGGCCGCAGACGCAGCAGGGAUCCCCUGGAAAGUGGCUGCAGAUGGAGCAGGGGCCCUGCUGGAAAUGGGUGCCGAGGAGGCGCCGGAGGGCGCCGAGGGCUCGGGACAGCCGAGCCUGUCCCUGGAGGAGCUGGGCGACCGCUUCCAGGAGUGCAUCGAGGCCGUGGCGCGGCUGGAGCAGGAGCGGGACGAGCUGAUCCGGGAGCUGUCGCGGCUGCGCGAGCCGGCGCUGCAGGAGAUCCGCCGGGCGCACGAGGAGAUCCUGGCCGCGCACCGGCUGCUGGCCAAGGCGGAGCUGGAGCGGGACAACCUGCGGGACGAGAUGGGGCAGGUGAAGCGGCAGCUCUUCAAGGUGACGAGGGAGUGCGUGGCCUGCGAGUACCGGCUGCAGAGGCAGCGGCAGGAGCUGGACCAGGCGGCAGCGGCGCGCGGCGAGCUGGAGGCACGCGCCGGGCAGCUCUCCGAGGAGCUGGCGCGGCUGCGGGAAUGCUGCGGGAAGGAGGCCGAGGCGGCCAGGCAGCGGCUGGAGGCGCCGCCGGAUUCCCGGGACGUGCCCUUCCUGCAGGAGAGCCGGCGGCUCUCGGCCGCCCUGGCGAGCCUGGUGGCGCGGAGCCGCCGCGGGCUGGAGGAGCGCUACGAGCCGCAGCUGCUGCGGCUGCUGCAGCGGCGCGAGGCCGGCGCGGCGGCGCUGCGCCCGCUGCACGCCGAGCUGCACGCCCUGCGCGACGCCCUGCGGCCGCUGCAGGCCGAGGCCGCCCGCCUGCGCCGCUGCAACGGCAGCCUCGAGGAGCAGAUGGCCCUGGCCAAGCGCAAGCGGGAUGAGGAGGUCCGGCAGUACCGGGAGCAAGUGGAGGAGCUGGAGGAGCGGCUGAAGGAGCUCAGGAACGGCGUGCAGCUGCAGCAGCGCAAGAACCAGGAGCUGCAGGAGCUGCGGAGCAGCCUCCACCAGGAGCUCUCCAUCUACAAGGGCUGCUUAGAAACCUACGGCCACCUCUGCAAAUCAGAAGGGAAAGCAGAGGAGUACGAGGAAUGACGGCUCUUCCCGUUUUUGCCAAAAGCCAAGGAGAGGGGCAGCUGCAGGGGCCGUUUCCCCCUUGCUUCCUACCCACCUUUUGCCAAGCAGCUGCCAGAAAGCGGGACUACUUGACAAAUACGUGUUUGGAUUUCGUGGGGUGCUGCUGUUGAUGGAAGAAAGCUGCUUUUCCACAGAGGAGCAGGGAAAAAGAGACUUGCACUGAAGCUAGAUAUAUAUAUAUAUAUAUAAGAAUCGUGGAUGGAUGUUUUGCUGUGAUGGGAAAAUGUAUCUUGUCUUGUUUCCUAGAUGAGUGUAGAAGCCUGUGCAGAAAGCACCGUGCUGCAAGCCAGGUGCAGGGGGUGAUUUUUAAAGUUUACAUGCAAGAGAAGCUUCAUCCUUUUAAGGGGAAUUUUCUUUUGUAGUUCAGUGGGUCUCUGCUGUAUCGUGACAUGUUCAACG